AUGGUCAUGAGGCAGGGACGCUUGCGCACCGAAUCAACGGUUCAGCGCUUCGCCAAGACGGCGAUCGGUGAGGGGUUUGACUUAUGGGACAGGGACUAUCUCUUAGGCGCGAUGCGGCUGUUCCUGUUCAAGGGGGAGACGGCGCCACCGUUCCAGGUUGGCCCCUGCAUGGACGCGACGGGGGAGAUUCUGGUGCAGAUGGAAGAGUACGAGGACGCGGCCGAGCAGUUCACGGCGGCGGCAGAGAAGUACACGCUUAUUCAACAGCCGGAGCUGGCGAAGCUGAUGAGGAUCAAGGCGGUGGAGUGCACGCAGGGGCCACAGGCGGCGUUGGAGCAGCUGUCGGCGCUUAUCCGUGAGCAGUCUGUGGCGCAGGGGAACCGCGGCAUGACACCGGCGCUCGCUCGCAUGCACGCGUACCAUGCGGACCUUCUGCUGAAGACGGCGACGGAGGCAGAGGCGGAGGCGGAUGUAGUGCAGAAGGCGGUGGAGGCGGCGAAGGUGUCGUGCCAUCACGCAUGGGACCGAAUGCACACCGGCUGCGUCGUCUUUGGAGACGCCUUGCAGGCCGCAGGAAACCUCGAGGAGGCCUGUAAGGCGUACGAACACGCCGUUGAGUCCAACCCGAACUGCAUCGCCGCCCUGGAGCGCCACAUACGGAUACUGAAGCAGUUCAUUGAUGAGGCCAGCGAUGAGGCACGGCUCAAGGCGUUGCGCAAGGAGAUGCUGGGACUUCUGGACAGCGCCAUCACGCUCCACCCACGCCCUACACUGCUGCGCGAGAAGGCGUUCCUGCUGAGCGAGACAGAGGGCGACGCGGCGGCGCUGGCGUUCCUCGACCCGCUCAUACAGAACCCGCCGCCGGAGGAAGCUGACGCUGCCGGCGGCGUCGCCGGGAAGACAGUCGCGACGCUGCUCAAGGCGAAGGCGGCCAUUCUAGCGGACGGUGGAAGCAUGAAGGAGGCGCUGGAGGUCGCGGAGGCCGCGCUGCGCGAGACCCCGGGGGACGAGGAGGCGGCGGCGAUUGUCGCGGAGAUACAACAGGCUGUGUAA
Trypanosoma grayi is the source of this 1053-nucleotide messenger RNA. RefSeq lists its product as hypothetical. The record is from RefSeq and is a predicted model, not a curated record. The coding region runs from base 1 to 1053 and encodes 350 amino acids. NCBI's taxonomy places the organism in Eukaryota, Euglenozoa, Kinetoplastea, Trypanosomatida, Trypanosomatidae. Gene Ontology annotation, molecular function: protein binding. The transcript has a single exon.